AUGGCGAUGCCAACUACUUGGCAAAGGCUCGCCGUCUCCGUCUUGCGUGUAUCAAAAGAGGUGGAGAACAUUGGUGCACGAGUACCCAUGUCGAAGAAACGUGUGACUUGGCGCUUCGUACUUGCUGGAUCAGAGCAAGUACACACUGUUAUGCUUGAACACAGUCGUAUAUCGGCGAAGAAACGAUUGAAACUGGAUGGCCGUCAUCUCUUUACAUCUGACCAGUACGCGACGAACUGGCACUAUGAUUUUCAGGUGGGGGAAGACACUCUGAUGCCUUUUCGAGUCGUCAUUCGGGACGCUAAGUCUUCUGUAGUGGAUCAAGGAAAACUUGAAACAAUUUACGAUCUACUGGCUGAUGGGGUACACUGGGAUCAGAUGGCGGAACGAUUCUUACCCGUAGCUUUUCGUAUCCAUUCGGCUUCAGUUUGGAGUAGUGACAUGUAUGUACGUCGCGUGGAAGAUACACGUGGAGAACUUUUGAGUGAUGGAGGAAAUCGUCCACCUGGAACUUUGUUGACAUGGACCUUUGCGUUUGGGGUGAAUGGCAAGAGCAUUCAUAAGCUCGAGCUUAGAGAUUUGGAAGAAGGCGAAUUUGUUGUCGUGUUGGACUGUCGGGAACUCAAAAGAGUGAGUUUUGACGACAUUCAUGCCAACAUGUGGGAGUUUGAAUAUGAUCUCGAGGAUCAUCACGAACUGGACCUUGUGGUGACGCUUGUCGACGAAGAUAAGACGUACGACUUUUUUAUUGAUGGAAGUCCAUGGAGCGAAAUUGGCGAAACUAAUUUUGUGCUUGAGUCCGGGUGGUAUCCCGUUUACUCGCGCUCUCGUAGUGCCGUUUACUUUCGUCACGAUCAAACAGGCAACACGCAGUGGGAGAAACCAAUAGUUGAUCGCAAAGAUAUGCUCGGAAAUCGCCCGGUUCAGACUUUCGAACAGGUUUCACCGGGUUCGCAGGGACUUGACGGCUUGAUCCAGAGCAUGCUUGCCGUAUCCGUCAGAGAGACGAUUCUUGAAGAGCCAGAGAGCGAGCUGGAAAAUGCUUCCCAGUCUGUAUUGACAAAGCAGCCGUCGCAGCCUGUGCAGGAAGAAGAAGUUGGAGGACAGGAAAUCAACCUCAUGGACUUCAACGAUGAUUUACAGCAAGAAGUUCAGAAGUGCGAUGAUAAAGAAUUUGAUCCAUUUAAUCCUGCCACCACCGCGAGUUUUGCUCGCAAAGAGAAACUGACUCAACAGACUCCACCACCCGAAAUGCAUUACUUGUAUAGUAAAAAAAGAUAG
Messenger RNA from Plasmopara halstedii, 1281 nucleotides. RefSeq names its product WW domain. Gene Ontology annotation, molecular function: protein binding. Lineage: Eukaryota; Oomycota; Peronosporomycetes; Peronosporales; Peronosporaceae. The record is from RefSeq and is a predicted model, not a curated record. The transcript is spliced from 4 exons. The coding region runs from base 1 to 1281 and encodes 426 amino acids.